Messenger RNA from Cladophialophora carrionii CBS 160.54, 1875 nucleotides. RefSeq lists its product as uncharacterized. Bases 1 to 1875 code for a protein of 624 amino acids. Gene Ontology annotation, biological process: tRNA methylation. Gene Ontology annotation, molecular function: tRNA (uridine) methyltransferase activity. The record is from RefSeq and is a predicted model, not a curated record. The transcript has a single exon. Lineage: Eukaryota; Fungi; Ascomycota; Eurotiomycetes; Chaetothyriales; Herpotrichiellaceae.
AUGCUUUCCUCGAGACUGAAGACUCCUGACGACGGGUGGGAGACGGCGCCGGAGUAUCAAGUACGGUGCACAUUCACCGUCGAAAGGUUUCUGCAGGUGACAGAUCUAUUGCUCGAGAAUCCAAAUCUAAACUCGACUCAUCUGUUCCGAGCCGAUAUCCUCUACGACGACGCCCACCUCCUGAGAACAGUCUCCGAGAAAGAGACAUGUUGUCACAUUGGCAGCUCGGUCGACAUGGAAGACGAGGCUUCCUCUCCCACAGAGCCUGUCGGUGCAGCCUCCAAUGCAGCGCCCUUCGUGCCGGGCGCCAUCUUGCGCAGGAAGGUGUUAAGAAGGCUCAUUCCUCGGAAACCACAGGUCGAUCGUCCCCUGGACCAGUGGUGUUACAUUUACAGACUGGCUGACGGCCCAGAGAUAUCUGGCUAUGUUGUGCUCUAUGUCCCGGUCGUGGAAGGAGAAGCUGGAAUGCCGUGGUACCAUCCACCAGUCAAGGCACUGGCAUACGUCUACGAAGUCAAGCACAAGGAGGGUGAGUCAGCGUUAUCUGUUCACCUCUUGCCUUUCUACAAAUCCUCAGAUCCGUUGCCGACUCGUUUGCAUCGCACCAUGAUUUCUUUACUCCAAACGUUCGUUAGACUUUCAAAGAGCACGACAGUGGAGCGCCGUGAGACGGGAGAGCAAUGUGGCGAAGAGCGAACAGCAACAGAACUGUCUCUGGCACCUGCUGCUCUGAAAGACACUAUUCUCCCCCAACAUAUCGUCCAGGACACCUACGCUCGCCUCAAACAACAGUAUGCGCAUGACCUCAUUUCCCGCUGGGUCGAGAAGACCGAGCCGUCCAAGCACGUCUUUGAGGAUCUCUCCAUCGCCGCCUUCCUCAUUGAGCUUUGGAAGCAAAUGUAUCCUCCGGGGACCUUUCCGGGCUUCAUCGACUUCGCGUGCGGGAAUGGCGUGCUCACUUACGUGCUGAUCAAGGAGGGCUUCCGUGGACGGGGGUUCGAUGCCCGCCGUCGCGCUACCUGGCAAGUCCUGGAGAUGGAAGACUAUCUGGACGUCAUGGUCUGCAUUCCGCAGCCAUUCCUGGAUCACGCGCCCGCCGAACUUACCAUCGAUCGGCUCCACGAGGCAGGCAUGAAGAUUCACAACGGGCUCUUCAACGGUGUCUUUAAUGGACUUCGAAACGGGGUUUUCAAGCCCGGCACGUUCAUCAUCUCCAAUCAUGCUGACGAACUCACGCCGUGGACGCCACUGCUCGCGGCCCUCUCAUGUCCGGAGUCACCCCUUCCGUUCCUCGCCAUCCCAUGCUGCUCUCACGCUCUGAGUGGUGCGAAGCAUCGUUAUUUACCGAAAGACAUCGCCUCACCUUCUCCCUCACCAAGCAUCAACGGUAAUGAACAUCAACCCGCAAAUGGAGAUCUGAAAGCUCUCCGAGCAGCGAAGCUGAAAGCCGCAACCCAUCAGGACGACAAGUCGAUGUACGCGUGCUUGACCAAGAAAGUCGUAGCUCUGGCACAGGAAGUGGGCUGUGAUGUCGAGCUGACACUCAUGCGGAUCCCAAGUACCAGGAACAUCGGCGUCGUGGGGAACAGGAAGAGGACGUUCGGCAACGUCAACGGUUUUCUCGGUCAGGCGAAGCCACAGAGCCACGAGGUCGAUCUGCAGAGAGAAUCAACCACCAACAACUCAGCGGUUGGGUCAGCACCUGCGGUACAAGAUCAAGUCGACCAAUUGCUGACCCGUGAAUGUGCAAUGUCGGGAGGCAUAGCCGAGGCGGCAAGGACAUGGAUCGAACGAGCACAGAAGCUUCAGAAGGGCCCGGGAAGAGGGAAGGUCAAUCUGGGUGGAAAACCAGAAGAGAACUAUGGACAUGGGUGA